Carassius carassius (crucian carp) is the source of this 1100-nucleotide messenger RNA. RefSeq lists its product as uncharacterized. The coding region runs from base 39 to 851 and encodes 270 amino acids. The transcript has 4 exons. The record is from RefSeq and is a predicted model, not a curated record. NCBI's taxonomy places the organism in Eukaryota, Metazoa, Chordata, Actinopteri, Cypriniformes, Cyprinidae.
UCUUGGUGAACUCUCUAAAGCGCAAAUCUUCUGAAGACAUGCAACCAGCAAAGAAUAUAAAAAAACCACGGAAAGCUGAGGUUAACUACCUGCCCUCUCAUCCAGCCGGGGAAACAGAAGAUUCCCUUGAGAGUAACAGGCUGGAGUUGAUUUCUGAGACAAAGAAAAAGAAUAACAGCAGAGUUAUAAAUGAGAUGAUGUCAAGAACAUUCAGUUUGAGAAGACAGGAGAUUGUAGGUCAAGCCCCAAGUGUUGCAGAUCUUCUAGAGAGAUGGCCUGCUCUCUUUGAACCAUCGCAGAUCUGUGAAGAGUUCCUGAGAAUCAGUGGCAUAUCACUUGAGUCUACAUUUAUGUCACAGUUGGACAGACAAACUCCAAAGCUGUUGUCACUUUUCAAUGCAAAAGGAGGAGCCGUCGGUCAAAGAAUCAGGUUCCAAAUGAUGACACUCAUCCAGGAUCCAUCUGCCUCUGUGGAGAAAAGGAGAGAAGUGGUCCUGAGAUGCCUGAUUGAGUACAUGGGGGAGAGACAGGAAGACCUCAUCAGUGUCCACCAUAGUCGUGAUGAAACAGAGGUGCACGCUGAGCUUGGCAGUUGCCCACUGAAAAUUUACAUGUGCCAUCAGCCUGACACGAUUGGGAUUAUCAUAGAAGGACAGCCUGUGGUCAGAGGUGUGGCAAACCUGUCGAAAGCAUGCUGCCUUCUGUUUAGAUUUACCUAUGCCCUCGACCUCAAGUAUCCCUCAAAACUGGUGCAUACUUUUGAGAUAUAUCAGAGACUCUUUGUGGGAUUGGACCCCAUGCGUCCCAAGCCAUCAUCCAAGUAUGCAAAUCUCCUCACCAAGUUGUCUUAGAUGAUUUCUCAUUGUCAUCUGGCAUUGUUUCCCAUCAUUUGAAAACGUAAUCACUUUGGUAGGUGAGUUAAAACCAACUUAAGCGUACUGUAACAUAAUCAGAUAAUUUUAUAAUCUUCAGGGUGAUUUAAAUAUUUGUCUCUGAAUUUUACCAGUAUUUUGAUUUAAAAUAAUUAGUCUUAAAGAUUUAAUUUUUUGUUUGUUUUUGACCUUAAAAAGGAAAAUGCCACCGUUCUUCCCUCAGCUUAG